This is a messenger RNA of Scophthalmus maximus (turbot), 4149 nucleotides long. It is a transcript of the gene xpc, whose product is annotated as xeroderma pigmentosum, complementation group C. Gene Ontology annotation, molecular function: single-stranded DNA binding; damaged DNA binding. Lineage: Eukaryota; Metazoa; Chordata; Actinopteri; Pleuronectiformes; Scophthalmidae. Gene Ontology annotation, biological process: nucleotide-excision repair; mismatch repair. Gene Ontology annotation, cellular component: nucleotide-excision repair factor 2 complex; XPC complex; cytoplasm. The record is from RefSeq and is a predicted model, not a curated record. The transcript has 14 exons. The coding region runs from base 198 to 2981 and encodes 927 amino acids.
CACAGUCCUGCCUCCAUAACAACCGGAGCGCAGAUUUGCUUUUGUAACGAGUGAAAUGUUGGAUAAGCGCCGCUUCCCCGCGCCCUCACACCCCCACGCGUGCAGCUGCGGGCCCGCCGCUCGUCUGGCUCCGCGGGGAGACGUUUAAGACAAAGUGUUUAGUUGGACGGAAAGAGAGAGAAAGAAAGAGAAGAAACAUGGCAAAGCGGAGACGGGGCGCAGAGACGGCGGCCGGCACAAAGACCGCGAGGCAGGUGCGGACUGCGAAGAAGAAGAAGAGCAAGAGCGGGGAAGCGAAGAAGAAAGAGGCAGGUAAUGGCAUCACUGAGAAAGAGGAGAAGAUCGAGAGGAAGAUUACACCCAAGUCACGUUUGUCCUCGAAACUUGCGGCGAAGAUCAACGCUCCCUCCAAAUCCACCAUUACCACCACUGCCGUCAACGCCAGUAAAUACUUCCAGUCGCCAGUGAAGGAGGAGGAGAGCGACAGUGACGACGACUUCGACAUGGUGACCUCACCAGCGCGCAUGUUCAAUGCCACGAAACCAGAGAAAGAAAAAGAGGAGGAGGACAGUGAGGAAGACGAGGAUGAUUGGGAGGAAGUGGAAGAGCUAGCUGGUCCACUGGGUACAGCUGAACCACCAGAACCUGCCCUUCCCUCUCAGCCUCUAGAGAUAGAGAUCGAGACUCCGGAAGUCAGGAAAAAGCAGAAGAGGCAGGCGGAGUUUGAAACGUAUCUGAGGCGGAUGAUGAACAAAUACAACAAAGACAUGCUGAUAGACACACACAAGGUUCACCUCAUGUGCCUGAUAGCCAGUGGAAUGUUUCAUAACCGUCUGUGCAGUGAGCAAGACCUGCUCGCCAUCACUCUAUCCCUGCUGCCCACCCACUACGGCAUGGUUGCUAAGGAACGCAUCGACCAAAACUACCUCUCUGGACUUCUCAAAUGGUUUAGAGCAACGUUCACUCUCAAUCCCAGUCUUCCCUGUGAGGAGCGUCCAGACCCCCGGGCUCUCCUGGAGAGGCGGCUAGCCAGCCUCUCAGCCAAGAACCACCAGGAGAUGACUCAUCUGUUCCUGCUGGUCCUAAGGUCUCUGCAGCUCUUCUGCAGAUUGGUUCUUUCUCUCCAGCCAAUUCCUUUUAAACCCCCAUCAGCCAAGGGCAAAGGGGCUAGAACAUCUAAUUGUGCCUCAGAGAAGACCAGCACAACCCAAGAAACCUCCAAGACCACCUCUUCUGACACGAAGGUCUCUCCUGGUACCAAGAGACCAGCUGCAGGGGGGAAAGCCAAGGGAUCCAGAGGAGGAAAGAAAGCAAAGAGAAAAGACAUCAAGGAGGAAGAGGAGAGUUCUGUUAAGUCAGGAGGACCGAGACCAAAGAACUCAAAACGCCGCACUGUUGCCUCAAAGGUUAGCUACAAGGAGGAGAGCCACAGCGAAGGGGGAGAGGGGCUUAGCGAUGAGGAAGAAUUCCAGGUGACCAGUGAUGAGGACAGUGAGGAUUCAGAGAGUGAGGCUGAAUCCACAAAGAAGGAGAAAGGGAGGGGCAAAACCAAAGUGAUCAAAAACAAGAACACUGCAGUGGGUGGUGGAGGGAAAAAACGGGUAAAAGACGAGGGCGACAACGAGCGGGAAGAAGGGGAGGACGAUGGUGGAGUAGAAGAAGGAACGACCAAUAAUUAUGCAAAGCGAAGGCGUGGGAAGAAGGAGGAGGGGCCUGGAGCAGACGAGUGGUUGGAGGUUUAUCUUGAAAAAACGUCUUCCUGGGUCUGCGUGCAUGUUGAGCACGGUGUCGCGAUGCCUCACCUCUGCUCCCGGAGUGCGACAGCUCCAGUGACAUAUGUGGUGUCGGUGGACGGGGACGGGUUUGUCAAGGACCUGGGGAGGAAGUAUGACCCCACCUGGAUGACAUCGUCCAGGAAGAGGCGGGUGGAUGAAGACUGGUGGGAUGAGACGCUCCAGCCAUUCCUGGGACCCGAGGAUGAGAAGGACAAAAGGGAGGAGAAGGAGCUCCAGAAUAAACUUCUGAACAAGCCCCUGCCAAUCUCCAUAGCGGAGUACAAGAACCACCCACUGUACGCCUUGAGGAGACACCUGCUUAAGUACGAAGCCAUCUACCCUCCAACGGCCUCCGUACUGGGAUACUGCAGAGGAGAGCCAGUAUACUCCAGGGAUUGUGUGCACACCCUCCACUCCAGAGACACGUGGCUGAAAGAGGCACGGACUGUCCGACUUGGAGAAGAGCCAUACAAGAUGGUGAAGGGCUCCUCCAAUCGUUCCCGUAAGGCCAGGAUCAUGGCUGAGCUGAAGGAUGGAAAUGACCUGCCUCUGUUUGGAGAAUGGCAGACUGAAGAGUACCAACCGCCGAUAGCUGUCGACGGAAAGGUUCCUCGUAACGACUACGGUAACGUCUACCUCUUCAAGCCCUGCAUGUUACCGGUGGGCUGCAUUCACCUUAGGCUGCCCAACCUGCACCGAGUCGCCAAGAAGCUGGAGAUGGACGCUGCCCCUGCGGUCACCGGCUUCGACUUCCACGGAGGAUUCUCACACGCUGUGACUGAUGGUUACAUCGUGUGUGAGGAGAACGAGGAGAUUCUCCAAGCUGCCUGGUUGGAAGAACAAGAGCUACAGAAGGAGAAGGAGAAAGAGAAAAGAGAAAAGAGGGUGAUCUCCAACUGGACCCUGCUGGUGAAAGGACUUCUGAUCAGAGAAAGGCUCAAACAGCGCUACGGCAAGAAGAACCCUGGGUUGGGGGGCCUCGCACACGGAGACAACACCGGGGGCCUCUCAUCGGAUGAGGAGGAGGCGGUGGAGGGUGGAAGUCCCGGAGCUAAGACUGCAUCUGAAACUCUGGCCAUGUCCUGGCCUCAAAACAGACAAGCAGAGGAGGAUGGAGGGAACAGCAGCGGACUGACGAAGAAGUCCACAACCAAACGAGAAAAGAGAGGACAAGAGAAACACAUGUUUCCCUUUGAGAAGGUGUAAUGUUGGAGAUCGGAAACUUUUGAUAAAACAUUGACGAAUCAGGCUUAUUAUUCCUCUCUUGAUAUUAACUUGUUAACAUGUCUUUAAAGCAAGAUACAAUGUGUCUCAGGUGCUAACGUUUUUUUAAAUGGUUUUAGCAAAUAUUGGUCAACCUUGAAACCUUUGGCAGUAAAACUAUGGCGCAGCAGAUGACAGAAGGAGAAGGAUCUUUUUCUUCUGGGGGUAAUAGUGUGCGCAUUGAACCUCCUCCACUACCAUCGUACAUAUUCCCAUUAGCUCACAUACUGUAUUGUCAGUCUUCUGUAUGAGAGAUACAGUAUGUUCCAUUAGGCCAGUGAUGACAACCUGCACGGUCAAUACCAGAUCCAGAAGGUUGAGACGUGCUCCCGUGCGGAACAGUGAUAUCGGGUUGUCACGUGAAUGACGAACAGUGGAACCACAUUGCAGUUUAAUGUGUGUUUAACAUUACGUAAAGACACACUACUGGUCAUUUGAACCAGAAUGCUUUGACACAAACAGCUAUCUUGCAAGUAUUCAGUGGGUGUGCGCCAAAUCCUUCAGAGUGCUGGUCUGAGCCUGGUGGAACAAAGUUUCCAUUUGAUUUCAGUACAUAAAACCGCAUCGCAGCUCAUGUAGGUUUUGGUGGAAAGUUGAGAAAAAUAUCUCCCCACUACCUGCCAUCUCAUUUUAUCACAUCCCAUGUCAGCAGGUUUCUCCGGUCUAGCAAAUACGGGACUAACGGCAGACCAGCAAGACUUCAUCGAGCACAGCGGUUGUUCCGGGCCUGGCUGUCCACUGUGUUUUUAGCUCAACCGCUGUGUGUGCACUUUUGAGUUGACGUAACAAGCUUUGGGUUGGAGAUGACUCCUGAUUUCUGACAUAGAAGUGGACCACGUGGUAAAAUUUGAAAAUCACGAGCGAAGAAGUCUUGACUUCUCACGAACACUACACUUCCUUUCCCCGUCCUUUGUUGCUAGGAUGGCAUUUCCCUGGAGGCUCAUUUUUUUUCUACUGUACUCUGGUGUAUCUGUUGUCAGAUUCCGAUUUUCCCCCACAUCGUAUGUCUAUAAUACACAGCAGCUGAUGGCUUUCAUUAAAUCAUAAGCAGUUUUGUUAUGAAAAGUAUUUUUGUAAGAAAUGUUUAGAUAGUAGUAAAAAGCAAAACUGA